AUGGUUACCGAGCAUCUCGAUAUCAGAGAAAGGUCCAUCAAAUCAAGCUCGUCAGAUGAUCAAAAAAAUAUUUCAUCGCCCAUGGUUUGGAUGGUUCUUCGUGUACGCAUUUAUGCUCUUUUGCUUCUUUGCGAGUCGAUGCGUUACUCUCAAGACAUUGGCAAUGAUGUCACUUUCAUCGCGCAAUUAAAACCUCAGAUGAAUUCAAGAAUUGUGCGAGUUGUCACAUACUCUGCAACGUUCACAGUAUCGUGGAGUCUCUUCGUUGCUGUAGUUGCACCUGUUGCUGCCGACUUGUUACUUAUACUAAACCAACAAAUGCGCUUUACUUUUGAACUCUUGGGUACAGCAAUAAGGGAAAGACGGGAUCUCAGUCAAGUUCCAAUGUCGCCCGAAGAUCUUUAUCGAUGUUACGUGGUUGCUGCCUUUUUGUUUAUUAAUGCUACGAUAUUUGCGCUUGUAAGAACGAUGGCGAGUUGGACGGACCUCAGUUCCUGGACUCCGAUACACCUGAUGGCAAAUCCUGCCAGUGGUGUCACACGAAAUACUACAUGGAAUUUCAUCAAUCGGUCAGAAUACAAUGAAAUUCCUCUUGAAGAAGGCAUGAUUUCGCAAGACCAAAAUGUCGGUUUGAUGAAUAAACAUCCUGCUCACGAGAUGAUUCAAAUCUCGGCUUUCCUCGUUUGUCUCGUUGUCGUGUCAAUAGGUCUUGUCGUAGUGUGCUGUGAGUGCUCGCCUUUAAUGGCUUUCUCGGCGCUUAACGUUACGCUAAAUGAGCUGUUUGGGCAGGCUCUUCAGCCGCCCCAGGCACUUUCUACAUUCGCUGAUGCAAACAACCGGCCACUGAUAGAAAAUUAUAUUCACCCCACCGAAAAAUAUGAGGUGUUUGGAAACGACACCCUCUACCGACUUACUACAGGAUAUCGUGGGGAGCUUGCGUUUGACGUUGAAAUAUCGAAAGACAGUCCUCCGAACGUUCUUCUUAUCAGCGUUGAAUCUUUUCGCUUUCGAGAUUCACGAUACUUUGUCGGACAAAACGACCCCUCUCAAUUGUUCAAGAAAACUAAUCUUACCGUUACGCCGAACUUUGACAGGUGGGCAAAGCGUGGCGUGGCUAUUCGAAAUUUUUGGACGAGCAAUCCUACAAGUCGCUCUAUUGAGAGCGUGUUGUUUGGGCAGAUACCGUAUGAUAAUGCCGUAAGAACUGGUCUCACUGACGGCAAACCGGGCACAAAGCUUUCUGGCUUACCUCAGUUGUUUAAAGCUAAGGGAUACGAAACUUUUUUCACAACCGGAUCAACCAUUGCCCAUGACAAUUGGGAUAAAUUCCUUCCGUCCCACGGGUUUGAUUCAGUUUGGAAUUACAAUCACAUCAAGAAGCUGGCUAAAAAAAAUCUAAAUAUCACUAGCAAGGACUGGAAAGGCAACUCCCAUCGAGGGUUUCAUUGGGGGGCUCAUGACGACGUGAGUUUUAAAAUUCUUGGGGACUUACUCGUCAACAAGAUUGCCACGCAAAAGGAACGCGAGCAGAAAGGUAACCCAAAGAAGCCGCUUUUUAUCACGCAUUGUACCAUCACCACCCAUUGGCCCUUCGAUUCAGUGCCAAAGUGGUUUACAGAAUCGAAGAAACCUGACUUUUCUUCCUUGUACAAGGGAGAAAAAAAUUCAGCCAGACUUCAGAGGUAUCUCGAAGCUCGAUAUUUUACCGACAUGGAAUUGGGAAAGUUUCUGGACCGCAUGGAUCGAAAGGGUAUCUUAAAUGACACUAUAGUGGUCAUUUAUGGCGAUCAUGGCCAAUCCCCUGAAAAUGACAUAAUCUACACUGACGAAGAAGCCCUCACACGAGUACCCGGCCUCAUUCUUGCAGAGGGACGUCUUGGAAAGUACGCGGGUCUAAAGAUUGAAGACGUUGCAGAGCACUAUGAUAUCCUGAAUACUUUGGCGGAUAUUACAGGGUUGCCUGAAGGAGGAUUCGUCCAGGAUGGCGUUGGUCGCUCUUUAAAGCGCAAAGUUCCUUUCGGCGAGCGUGUAGUCUUCAGUAACGUCCCCGGUCACAAAAUGUCCGUGGUGCGCGGCAAUUACCGUUUGAGCUACGAUGGGAUUACUGAUGCAAUGUUUCUGCACAAUACCGAGUCUGAUCAUUCGCUGAGCACCAAUUUAGUUCCCGACUUAUUGCCUGAAGAACUGGCAGACUGGAAAGCUUGGCGGGAGAAGGGACGUUAUAUCUCGUCAUAUUAUAAGACACGAUGGGAAAAAAACUGCUUGCUUGCUGUCGAUUGUGAUGAAUGA
This is a messenger RNA of Plasmopara halstedii, 2289 nucleotides long. RefSeq names its product sulfatase-like protein. Bases 1 to 2289 code for a protein of 762 amino acids. Lineage: Eukaryota; Oomycota; Peronosporomycetes; Peronosporales; Peronosporaceae. The transcript has 3 exons. The record is from RefSeq and is a predicted model, not a curated record.